Lachancea thermotolerans CBS 6340 is the source of this 1056-nucleotide messenger RNA. RefSeq names its product HARBI1 family protein. The record is from RefSeq and is a predicted model, not a curated record. The coding region runs from base 1 to 1056 and encodes 351 amino acids. Lineage: Eukaryota; Fungi; Ascomycota; Saccharomycetes; Saccharomycetales; Saccharomycetaceae. The transcript is spliced from 2 exons.
AUGCCGCUCAGCAUGAUCGAGGCUCUCUCAUGUAGCGCCCUGACAGGUUUUUGUAAGUCUGAUUUCGAUCGUGUUGUUGAGGCACUGAAGAUACCUUCCUAUAUUGGGGCAUAUUCAUUUGAUGCUUUUGAAUGCUUCUUCAUUUUCAUUGCUAGAUUGAAGAGUGGUUGCACUUAUACCGUCCUGACUAGCCUUUGUGGAAGGGAAGCUUCAACAAUUUCAAGAAUCAUAACAUUUGUGACGUGCUACCUGUUUCAUAUUGCAAGUCCAUGUCUGUCUGUUACUAACGCAUCAUGGCUUGCUGAUCGUCUUGCCAACAUCGACCAAAGCCUUUUAAGUUCAAGCAGGUCAAUCUCUAACAGUAGAAUCGUGGGAUUUAUCGAUGGCACGCACGUUAAGAUAGCCCGGCCGCACGGAAACGCGAGACUAGAAUGUGUGGCUUACAGCGGACACAAGAAAACACAUACCCUAAAGUAUCAGGCAGUAACCACCCCAGAUGGUAUAUGUAUAGACCUGGCGGGGCCUUUUGCCGGCAGCCAGCAUGAUUCCUUUCUUUUUACAAAUAGUGGUCUGUACCGUAGACUAAAGCCAGCACUAAAGGUCGGUGGUAUUCAAUAUAGGAUAUUUGGGGACCCCGCCUACCGAAGUUCAGACUUGCUGACGGUCGGGUAUAAGGGACAGAACUUAACAAAUGGGCAAAAAGAGUACAAUACGAUUUUAUCUGGCUCGCGCGUAUCAAUCGAGUGGUUUUUCGGCGAAGUCAAAAACAAUUUCCAAAUCUUUAAUAUUCUGGGAAGACUGAAAGUAGGAGGUGUGAGAUUUUGUGGUGCUUAUUUCACUAUUGCUGUAUUCCUAACAAACCUUAAGCAUUGCUUAGAAGGAUCCCAAGGUUCUAAGUAUUUUAAUAUUUCUCCACCACGCUUUGAAGAGUACAUGAAUGGACUCAAGUUCCCCCAAUAUUUCGAUGGCUUCCUUAUAGACGUCAAUGGAACUAGUUCUUUUUUCUCAAAACAAUACGAACACCUGAGUUUUGAUAGACUCGGAAAUAUAUUAUAA